CUGGAAUGAGAUUGAUUGUGUUAUUGAGUUGGGUGGUGUACAUAUCUCAACUCAACUGUGAUGUGAGUAAUAAUCUAGAGUAUAAUUACCCCAUCUAACUCCUUUACUCCAUUAACAACAUACAUCCAGUCCAGUGGGUUCAAAUUCGAAUUUGGAGGGUGGGACACAGAAACAAGAAUCAAGGCAGUGUCACGUCAUUUCCUCCUAAAAGCAAGGGUAUUUCCGGAAUAAGAACCGGUGAUUUCGCCACGUCAGAAAUUGCCAAACUGGCAUUGUGGCUUCAAUCUCGGACGACGACCAUGCACGCGCAUGACGCCCCCCCAAUUCCUUUCCCUUUAUAAACCCACUCUCUCCCUCCACAAUUCUCUUCAUCUUCCUAACUUCAAAUCGUGGCAUCUUCUUCUUCUCCCCCCCUCUCUCUCUCUCCCUCUCUCUCUCUCUCUCUACAAACUUUCUCUCUCUACAAAAUAACAUGCACAAAAAUAUAUAUAUGUAUAGAGAAGAAAUGUACAGUAGUCAGAAAUCAUCCAGAGAAGACAGAUUAAAAAGAAAUCCUCGAAAUCCAUCAUUCUCUUCCAGUCUUCUUGACGAAAUCUACCGUUCCAUCGAUGGCGGGAACGAGAAAUGCCAAGAAUUGAAGUUUUAUAAGGAUAGAGUCGUCAAGAAACAGAGUCAUGGCAGUAGUGUCCAGGAUGAAGACAUGGCGAGCCUCCGCCGAGCAUGUCUUCUCGAGAAGUGGAUGGAAAAGAAAGUUCACGACAAGGUUUCGGGUCGACGACGCCAAUCGGUACCCGAAUCAGAGGAGAGAAAAUUGCAGCACCGCAACACUGAUGCUCUGUUCUUCAGUUCCUCUUCAAGUUCUUCUGAUUCUAGUUCCGGUGCACUCUCAAUCUCAUCCUCCGACACUGAGUUUUUGGGGAAAUCGAGGACUUCUUGUUUCACUGCAAAGAGGCCAAAGCCAGUGAAGACUAACGUUUCGGAGAAAUUGGGAAAGGCUGAAUACUAUGAACAGAGUGAGUACUACUUGUUCGAUGAUUAUCCUCAUCGGAAAAACCAUGAAGAUUUGAAGAAUGAAGAUGGUUUGAUAAAAUCAAAAUUGAGAGCUUUAAAGAUUUACAGCAAUUUAAAGAAGGUGAAACAGCCAAUCUCGCCUGGGGGUAAGCUCGCGAGCUUUUUAAACUCUCUGUUCAGUAAUGGAAAUUCGAAGAAGAAGAACUCAAGCUCAUCAUCAACUGGAGGUUACGAGGAUGUGUGUGUGGAGAGAAAAGCAAAGUCCACUCAAGCAUCUACGUGUUCAUCGGCAUCUUCAUAUUCCAGAUCAUGUUUAUCUAAGUCCUCACUGAAUUCGAAGGAAAAACCCAACAGUGGUGUGAAAAGAACUGUAACAUUCUAUCCAGUGAGUGUGAUCGUCGACGAAGAUUGUCGUCCUUGCGGCCACAAAUGCAUAUAUGAAAACAAUUCCAGCAAGUAUGGGAUGGAAGAGGUAAAGCGCCGGCAAGUUCUUGUGGAAAAGAGUCGGAAAAUUGAAGAGGCCGCAGCGGCGAGAGAGAUUUUGAAAGGGUAUGCAAAGAAUGCUAUGGUGCUUAGUGGUAAUGAAGUCGACUAUGACGAUGCGGCUAGUGAUUCAAGCUCGGAUUUGUUCGAGCUUGAUCACUUGGCAUUUAUUGGGAAUAACAAUCGUAGAUUUUGUGAGGAACUUCCAGUUUACGAAACUACCUUUCUUGAUACGAAUCGUGCCAUUGCUAGUGGCUUGAUUCGUUAGUUUCAUAAUUGUUAUCUUUUUUGACAAUAUCAUUUUCUUUGAAUAUAUAGAUACGCUUUUAAUUAAAUCAAAUUUGUGAUGGGUUAUUAUGAUCAUUGUU
Molecule: messenger RNA, 1862 nt
Organism: Camellia sinensis
Lineage: Eukaryota; Viridiplantae; Streptophyta; Magnoliopsida; Ericales; Theaceae
Product: protein BIG GRAIN 1-like B
Biological process (GO): auxin-activated signaling pathway
Source: RefSeq, a predicted model, not a curated record